AUGAAAAAUCACAAAGGACAGAUUCGGGCUGUCGCUUUUUCGCCUGACGGACAUUGGCUGAUUAGUGGCUCAGACGAUGGAACUUUUGAGGUAUGGGACACGAGGACCCAUCGAAAGGUCAUGGGGCCGUGGGUGGGCCACGUCAACGCCGUUCGAGCUGUGCAGUACUCGCUGGAUGGCAGACUCAUUGCAAGUGGAGGUGAUGACAAUUUUCUCAGGAUUUGGACUCCACGCUUUGGUACCUGCGUCGCAACAAUUGAGCACCCCAAACCCAUAAACUUCCUUUCUUUCUCACCUGAUCGGAAUCACGUCGCGACCGCGUGCGAUGACUGGCUCGUUCGUGUCUAUGACCUGGAAACGCACAAGCUCGUUAGCACGCUCGACGGACACCUAGGCCGCGUUCGAUGCGUUCAGUACUCUCCGUGUGGCGCCUUCAUUGCUAGCGUCUCUACUGAUCACACCAUCCGGGUCUGGGACGCCCUCACAGGAGCUCUGGUCACUGAACCUCUCCGUGGUCACAGGUCGUUUGUCUCCAGUGUAUCAUUCUCUUGCGACAGCCAACAUCUGAUCAGCUCCUCCUACGACCAGUCCAUUCGAAUUUGGAACGUCAUGUCAGGGGUUUGUGUCAUGGGACCGAUGUACGGGCACAACGAGACAGUCAAUGCCGUAGUGUACGAAAUUGGCUGCGUACAAUUUUCGAGGGAUGGCUCUAAAUUCCUUAGUGCGUCGAAUGAUGGAACAGUCCGUGUCUGGAAGGUCGGAACAUGGGAGUUUCUUCACUCCUUUGAUCACGCGGGAACUGGGGUCAACGCCACAGCAUUCUCGCCAAAUGGAUCCUCGGUUUUGACUGGAGACGUCGAUGGUGAUUUACGUUUAUGGGACGCGAACGCAGGGCAGAUGAUUAGGCUAUCGAAGGCGAGCUUUUAG
Messenger RNA from Coniophora puteana RWD-64-598 SS2, 927 nucleotides. RefSeq names its product WD40 repeat-like protein. Gene Ontology annotation, molecular function: protein binding. Lineage: Eukaryota; Fungi; Basidiomycota; Agaricomycetes; Boletales; Coniophoraceae. The transcript has 2 exons. The coding region runs from base 1 to 927 and encodes 308 amino acids. The record is from RefSeq and is a predicted model, not a curated record.